GCAGCAACCAGGCCAACGUGCCGUCGACCUUUCGCCAUCAUCUUUCCUGACCAUCCUAUCCAGACGCCUGGCACGGCGACGCGAGCAUGAGGAUGGCGCGGGCGCCCAUGCGCCGUUAUUACUGCCCACUCGUGGCCGGAUUUCUGGUAUUCUGCGUUGUACAAUUCUAUCUUGUUGGAUACCUGCGUCCGAUGAGAAGUCAGCAGCAAGACGCACCAGCGAGCCACUCACCCGUGCAAAUCAUACCGUCAGAGAUGGGGAACUUUACAGAGACUCGGGACUUUGGCGAGAUGGCUCGCAUGGUGAGCAAGUUGGCAGAGAUUGCCGAGCAGAAUAUCAGCUCGACAUCGGAGCUUUCAGCUGCAUUGAGCACAGCGGUCACGAAUUUGUUCUCCUUUUGGAGUUCGGAGAAGAUUGAGUACUUUCCAUGGCGAAAAGACCGGGAUCCGCACGAAGAUCAGUCUACUGGAAUCGUUAUUCCGGUUGGGAAGGAUUAUGUCUACAUGGCUGCGAUCACGAUGGUAACCUUGCGAGAAAUUCUUAACAGCACUUUACCGAUCGAACUGGCCUAUCUGGGAGAGGACGACCUACCACUCGAAUGGCGAGAAUACCUCUUUGAUCUCGUAGAUGGGGUCGAUAUCGAAGCUAUAGAUCUGACCAAAUCCUUUGAUCAGAAGCUCGUUGACCUGAAAGGUUACGAUACGAAACCGUUUGCGAUAUUGGCGUCGAGGCACGCUCGUGUCAUCCUACUUGACGCAGAUGCCGUCUUUUACACCAAACCUGACGAUGCUUUCGAGACUCAUCCUUCCUUGAAAGAGUAUGGCUCUCUGUACUUCCAUGACCGCGCCAAGUAUUGGGGAGACCCGAGACGCAAACCUGUGGAAGAACGCACCAAGUGGUUGACUGCACAAUUAUCCAAAGCAGGACGUGAGCCUUCGACAUUCCUCACUCGGCAAUCAUUCUUGUGGGCGGGCGGAUUUGUGACUGAGAGCCAAGAUUCAGCCGUUGUCAUGUUUGACAAGUCUCGGCCUCGCAAUUACAUGAUGAUGCUGUUCACCGCCUGGAUGAAUGCAGCGUCUGGCGGCAAACCAGAGAUCUACAGCUAUUUCCACGGGGACAAAGAGACCUACUGGGUUGCAGGGGAGCUCACUGGUAUUCCCUUCCACUUCAAUCCGUGGUCUUCGGGCAGGGCUGGCCGUGCUCCAGAAGAGCUGAGCUAUUCGGCGGCCAUCGAUGCGGGCACACACAUAGAUUGUACUGAGCACAUGGUACACUCAACUUGGGAUGGCAAACAGCCUUGGCUCACCAAUGGUGGUAUACUUGGGAACGGGAAGGCGAUCGAAUCUGGCUUCGUCAACUGGACGCACUGGUACCUUGGAGAAACUAUUCCCGAUGCUCUCAGUCGUACUAAAGCAAAGCUCAACUUGCCACCCGACUUUGACUGGUCUACACAUGCGGAUGCUAAGGUCAAAGAAGAGUUUGCCAAAGAAGCCGUCGCUCACCAGCCCAAAUGGGAUACGUGCGACAUGAAUCACCCUGAGCGAUGGAAACCAUUGUCACAAGACUUCCGAGACACUUUGUCUGCCAUAGUUGCGCGGGCAAAGCUUCUGGCUCAGGACUAUCAGGCCCGCCGGGUCAAGAUUGAGCGCAAGAAGAAUGAGAGAAAUGCUGCGAAGGACGACAAAGCUGCUGCCAAUUCUAGACGGCGGAAGCGUGUCGAGCAAGAGGCCCAGAGGAAUUGGGUGAGCGUCUGA
This is a messenger RNA of Cercospora beticola, 1754 nucleotides long. RefSeq lists its product as uncharacterized. Gene Ontology annotation, biological process: protein O-linked glycosylation. Lineage: Eukaryota; Fungi; Ascomycota; Dothideomycetes; Mycosphaerellales; Mycosphaerellaceae. Gene Ontology annotation, cellular component: Golgi apparatus. The record is from RefSeq and is a predicted model, not a curated record. Gene Ontology annotation, molecular function: alpha-1,3-mannosyltransferase activity.